AAUAAUAAUAAUCAAAAAUGGCGUCUGGGCCGAAGGUUGCCACAACCCCCUUGGAGGUGCUCACCAACGAUGAAACGCGAAUCCCCUCGUUUAUGAGUAAAUAUUGGGCCCCUGGAAUAGGUGGAAGCACGGCUUUUGUAGCUAUGCUUAUUACUAAUUGGUUUGUUAAAAAACCACUGAUGUCUGGGAUUCAGGUGCAUGCUUUCGUGACAGUGGCGGGCGCAGCUCUUGGGAAAUACAUAGAUGAUUAUAGAAACGAUUAUUUCGCUGAAAGAGACGCUGCGUUUAGGCAUUAUAUUCAAUUACACCCUGAGGAUUUUCCUGCUUUCACUCGCAAGAAGUAUAGUGAAGUGUUGGAACCUUGGGUCCCCAUUCGAUAAUUUUCUUGUAAUUCAGGAGUAGUUUAAAUAAAUUUUAUUUAUUAAA
Molecule: messenger RNA, 426 nt
Organism: Tribolium madens (black flour beetle)
Lineage: Eukaryota; Metazoa; Arthropoda; Insecta; Coleoptera; Tenebrionidae
Gene: ND-B14.5B
Product: NADH dehydrogenase [ubiquinone] 1 subunit C2
Exons: 3
Coding region: 18-380 (120 amino acids)
Biological process (GO): mitochondrial electron transport, NADH to ubiquinone
Cellular component (GO): mitochondrial inner membrane
Source: RefSeq, a predicted model, not a curated record